Messenger RNA from Frieseomelitta varia, 2423 nucleotides. RefSeq lists its product as uncharacterized. The transcript has 4 exons. The record is from RefSeq and is a predicted model, not a curated record. Lineage: Eukaryota; Metazoa; Arthropoda; Insecta; Hymenoptera; Apidae. Gene Ontology annotation, molecular function: protein phosphatase regulator activity. Gene Ontology annotation, biological process: response to endoplasmic reticulum stress. The coding region runs from base 403 to 2109 and encodes 568 amino acids. Gene Ontology annotation, cellular component: endoplasmic reticulum; protein phosphatase type 1 complex.
GUGACAACAGCGCCUCUACAAGAAAACGUUACAACCGUUAUAAAUGAUCCGUACAACGCAUUUACACUUAGUAGUUGAAAAUGGCCGCUUAAAAGUUCUUGUCAAGAUGUGUGCUUCAAUAAUACGUCAUUUUACAAUGGAAUCUAUUGGAAUUGUUGAAAAAUUGUCGAAACGGAAUAUUGUAUCUGAAGUAAUAAAGUCUAUUGAAACACCAUUGUUAAAGCAUAAAAAGUGUGGUACACAAAAGAAUCAGUUGUUAUAUUGCGAGAAAAACAUCCUACGUGAUUGUGAUUCCAGUUAUAGAGGCUAUCUUUGUUCCGAAGAAAGAUUUAUGAGAAUUGAAAGAAGUUACGGAGGAAUACCAGCUUGUUGAAUAAUUGACUUUGCUUUGUUGUGUUAAGCAUGUGUUCUAUGCAGAGCUUACCCGCAAAUACAACAAUGGAAAAAAUGUAUUCGAUGAACGAUACAUUAAAUGGACAAGGAAAUAUGCAGGGUGCAAAGAAAGAAAACAUGUUCAACAGUGUUUGUAAUGUUUUAAAUGUAUUUUUGGGACAACUCUCUAAAGUUCCUGUUUCAUUCAUGGGAGGAAAUUAUCCAUUGUCUGUGACAGUUGUAAAUAAUAGUAAUUCACAUGACUUUUUUAAAAAUUUGGCAAGUAAAAGAGAGUCAUUAAAUGCAGACAAUAUGUACAUUCACAAUGAUGAGAUCAAAGAAUCCCUAAAUAUCGUUGAGAAUAUUCGUAAUAAUAUAUGUAAUGAAAAGAAACUCUGCAUAAGUAAAAUUUUUGAAAAUACAAAAGAUAAUUUGAAAUUUAAUUAUGAAUACAUUGAUAGUAAGAAUAAAGAUGCAGAGAAAUCUGAUGAGAAGAAAUUAGAUAUUAAUAAAGGUGUUAAAUAUAACACAACUGAUUGUAAUUAUUUAGUAUCAAUUCAAAAUUCUAAUAUAGAAAGUGAUGAGGAAUUUGAAUACAUUUGUUCUGAUACGAACACAAAGGAAGUGGAUGUUAAAGAAAAUUGUUAUAUUUUUGAAGAAACAUAUAAUAAGGAUAUAUCUAAUACAGAACAGCUUUUUAAUUGUAAUAAUAGUAGGGGUGAUAAGACUGUAAAUAUGGAAAAUUCUCUUUUAACGCAUAGUACAAAUACAUUAAGUACAGAGACAAUUCAACAAUCCACAUUUCCAAAUUUGUUCACAAAUAUGCUUCAAAAAAUUAUUGAUGGCGUAACAGAUAAAUUUUCUAAAACAGAUUUUAAGAAGUCGAAUAUACCAGCAAAAGCAUCAGUUUCAUCGAAGCAACGAAGAAAACUUACUACAGUGGCAAAAGGUCGAGGGCGGGGGCGAGCAAAAUCGCAGCUUAGGCGCUCUGGAGUCAGUCAAAAAAGACACAGAAGGGAACGGAAACAUGACAUUACAAUAGACAUAGAAAGCGAUUUUAAAAGCUGGCAAGAACUUGAAGAGUCCGAUACAACAGAAAAUAAAGAAUCGGAAGAUUCAUGUUUAGAUGAGGAUGUAGUAGAUGCUGUACAGUAUAUUAUAGAAGAGAGAAUAAGUCCUGUAACAUAUACCUUUGCCGAUGUAGAACCCAAAAUUCAGAAACCGAAAAUACGCAGAAACGUUAAUUAUGACAUAUCUAAAUUUUCUGCAAAAAUACCUGAAUGUUUAAAGCAAACAGAUACUUCUAAUUAUGGUUUUCGACCACGUUCAAUAUCAGAAAGUUCCACUGGUUCAGAAGAUAGUUAUUGCAUAGUGUUUGAGACUGAUUCUGAAGUAACUUUUAAAAGUGAUGUUGAAGAUAGCGAAGAGAGCGAUAUAAAUGAAAUAAGCGAAGAGAGUGAUAUAAAUGAAAUAAGCGAAGAUGAAAUAACGUAUAAAGACGAAAAACCUGCGACUCCGAUCCGACAAGUAAAAUUCAAUUUGAAUCCAGUGGUUCAUUUAAUGGUUCAAUGGGACUAUGCAUACCGUGCAGCUCGGAAAGGUCCAUGGGAAGAAAUAGCUAGAGACACAGAACGAUUUAGAAGUCGAAUAAAUUGUAUAGAACGUGUUCUUAAUCCAAUAUUAACAGUUCAGCACAGAAUUCAUAUUUGGCAAGAACGAUUUGCACUUAUUGAAUAAAAUUCGUAUUCCUUUAAGGUACAUGUAUCAUUCAAAAUUGAUUUUAUACAGUAUAGAAGAAGAGAUGAUGUAUUAAGAAAAAAAAGAAUAUGUAUAAUAAAUGUUCUAGAAUGACAAAAUAGGCUGUGAAUAAAUAAUAUAGAAUAUAUAUCUUCAGACAAUAUGUUCAUUACUAAUGGACAUAAAUUGUUCAUUGUCUGAUGAUUUUCACUGAUUGGAGUACCUAUUUUCUUUAAAAGUUCAUAAAUUCAUAAGCUGUAAAUUCUUGUUUCUAGCUAAUCUAAGUCUAGCAUUUGUCGAUAUGUAAGCAUGUC